Naegleria gruberi is the source of this 2048-nucleotide messenger RNA. RefSeq lists its product as uncharacterized. Lineage: Eukaryota; Heterolobosea; Eutetramitea; Acrasida; Naegleriidae. The transcript has a single exon. The record is from RefSeq and is a predicted model, not a curated record. The coding region runs from base 1 to 2025 and encodes 674 amino acids. Gene Ontology annotation, molecular function: protein binding.
AUGUCAAAUUCAUCAAAUUCAUCAAAUUCAACAGCAGCAACUCCACACAGCAGAGCUUUAAAACGUUUAUCCAAAGAUUUCAUUGAAAUUCAGAAUAAUCCACUCGAUACAGUCUACGCCGAACCCUUUGAAAAUAAUUUAUUUCACUGGUAUGCAACUUUAUUAGCUCCACAAUCAUCCAAAUAUUAUGGCAUUAUCAUUAGUUUGGAAAUUACCUUUCCAAAUGAUUAUCCUCAUUCACCUCCAACUGUAAAAUGUCUCACUCCAUUGUAUCAUUCCCAUGUCUAUAGACAAUUUAUUUGUUUGGACAUGUUGGAGACACAUCACUCUGAAGAACCAUAUAUGGGAUGGAGUUCAAGUUAUUCAUGUUUGUCCAUUCUAUUGCAAUUGCAAGCUUUCUUAUUGGAAGAGGAGCAUCUUCAUCAAUCUCACAUUGAGAAAGAUAUUAAAGGUUCUAGAGCUACUCGUGUCCAAGAGACUGGACAUUGGCCACAAGAAGGAAAGAUUUAUCCGAUGGCUCCUCAUUGGAAUGUUGAGGAGGUGUUCAAUUCUGGUUUAAAGAAGAGAAAAUUCGAAAGUCAGGACGAAUCCGAACAAGCUCUCAAGAAGAUUCUUAUUGAGAAACUUGACGAAAGUUCAAUUGUUGGCAUUAGAAAUUCCACAAACUCUUUAACCAAAACAAUGAUUUCUUUUGAAGAUUUUCCAAAUGAAAUACUUAUCCACAUCUUUUCCUAUCUUUCGUUUAUUGAUUUGAAACGAGUAGAAACAGUUUGCAAAGCUUUCCAACAUGCUUGUGAUUGUAAAUAUCUUACCUACUCACGAGAAUUGAUUUGUUUCCAUUCUAAAUCUUCAUACAAGGAAGAAACACUUGGAAUUGGACUUUGGAUUGAGUUGAAAAAUGACGAAACUAUCAAGGAAAUCAAAACUCCACUUGAUUUCAUAAGUGAAUCAUCAUUCUUCCAUGAGGAGGUGUACAAGAGUGUUUGGGGUCAACCAAUUCAUGGUUGGAUUCCAUUGUUCAUUAAUCAAACUCAUGCAAAAUUCUCAGUUUUCAAAAAUUCACUUUCCUUUCUUUUGGAAUAUUAUCCUAAACUUCUCACUCCAAACAGAAAUGGACAAAUUGACCUCGAUAGUGCCGAACCAUAUGUCGAAUUACUUUGUAAAUUGAUGAACAAUAUGGUUGUUGAAAUUAUGAAAGGUGUCACACAUGCCUCUAUUAAGGCACUGUAUGGAUAUUUAUAUUUCCAUAGAUGGUUGAUCUAUUUGAUGGAAAACUUUCCAAAUUCUCUUGAUAAUAUCAAAAAGCAAGUUCAAAACUUUAUCAAUGAUGAAAAGUUUAGAACUAAAAAUGCAUGUCCAAAUAUUGGUGAGUUUCUUCCCAAGUUGACCAUUUUAGGUCCUUCUGGUUUCACAUGGGAUUCAAUCAAAUCAGCAGUGGUUGAUGAAACUGGUACUAGGAAUGCAUUAUGGGUGGUUAAGAAACAUCCAAAACUUUCCAAUAUUCAUUCAGAUCAAAACAAUUAUGAAAGAUGUCAGAAAUCAUGGGAAGAAAAUAUGGUUUCUUGUAAAUUAAUCAUGUUCCAUGUCUUCUUCUUGAGAAAUGUUGUAGAAGCAUAUGGAGAUUUGCCUCUCUCAGAAUUAGGCAGAAUGUAUGAUAUUAAUUUUGGAGCUCCUCCAAAAACUAAAUCUGACGAAUCUCUUGAAGAUGUUCUUCAGAGAGAAGUUUUCAAAAUCCAAAAAGUUAGCUCCUUUGAGGAAUAUUUCGAAUAUGUUGGUUUUAAUAAUGAAUUUUCCUCAGCCACUACCAUUGCUCAAUACUUGAGAAAUUGUGUGAAAAAGAGUGAACAGAAAGGAUAUCACACAAACAAGAAUUCUAAUAGAAAUAAUCAUUCCUCAUCAUCCAAUAAUAAUUAUCGUGGCAAUAAUCAUAGAAACAAUGAUAAUUAUCAUGGUAAUAAUAAUAGAAAUUAUGACAAUUAUGGAAAUGGUAGAAAUGGCUAUUCUGGCAAUAAUAGAAGAUAUUAAUAAAUUGUAUUAUUUCUUUCAAA